AAGACCAUGAGGAGCACACUCAGCUGCCUUAUUCUGGGCCUUGGAUUUGUAAUUAUCUACGCAGAUGGAAAAUUUACAGGUGGCACCCAAACAGGGACUUCCUCCCAUCUUCACCCUACUUAUCACACUUGGCGAAAGUUCCAGGUGCACCCUCGCAUCCCUAAAAGGCAUCCCACCCUGUAUAGAACAAGUGGUUCUAGGAAGUCUGAUAUGAAGGAUACAUUAAUUCCGCCACUUGCUGAACCUGAAUACCCUUUUGCGAAGAUUACAGAACAACCGCCAGCUAAGAGACCAUCUACUCAACAGUUAAGUACAGACUUUUUUAGUGAUAAUGAAGACCAUGGUUUUAGUGGCAACGUCGGAGAUGAUGGAAUAUUCUGCGGUCGCAAUGCUAUCCCUUUCAAUAAAUCCACCUGCAUCUGUGAAAAAGGAUACAAGAAGGUACUUUGGGAAGUGACAGUUAAUGGAGGCUAUGACUUUCGUUGUGAGAAAAUUCCCCACCACUGCCAAUCAAACAUACUAUGGGAGAAUGACAAUGUAAAAAUGUGCUUAAAUACAAUGAAAUCAGAUAAUUUAAAUAAUGUCAACAGCUCCUACUGUGCAUUCAUAGAAAAUAUCAGGAAAUCUGCAUGCGAUAAUAACAGUUCUGCAACUAUUUCCUUAGAGGACAAAGCAGAAACCUUUGAAAAGCAAAUCAACAGUUCCCUCCAGGGUAUCAAAGCAAAGGGGGACCGUAUAUCAGCUGUAACCUUUGCUCUGGAACUACUAGGCUCAACUGCAGCAUCAACAGCUCUUCUAUCUCCAACGGAACAACCACAAGCUGUGGUUGUGAAUUCAAUAGUAAUCCAAACAAAUCUUAUCAGUGAAGAAUCAAUUUCUGAAAAUAAAGUGUUUCGCUUAGAAGCUGAAGGAGACCAGAUGUCUAUUCAUCCCAGAGCAGUAGCUGACGAUGCUAUCAAAGGUCCUAUCGCUGUGGCUUUUAUAUCAUAUGGUGGGCUGGGAUCACUCCAGACCGAGGGGACUUUCUUGCAGAAUGAGACUCUGCCAAGCAAUGAAGUGCUGGAAAACAUUCAUGUGAACUCCAGGGUAGUAAGAGCUUCCACCAGCAGCUUGAUGAGGAAUAUUUCCAGUCCUGUCAACCUCACUUUUAAUCACCUUAAGGAUAAACUUCCACAGGAAAAGGUUAUUUGUGUCCAUUGGAACUCUGCAAGCAGGAGUCACACAUGGUCCCCUGAGGGCUGCCAGUAUGUAUAUUCUAAUGCCACUCAUUCAGAAUGCAGCUGUCAGUAUCUAUCCAAUUUUGCUGUGCUGAUGGCCACCGCUCCUACCCAGGGAGAUCUAAUCCUCUUCAUGAUUAGCUACGUUGGAUUGAUCAUCUCAGUCAUCUGCCUCUUCCUGUCUAUUGUCACGUUUUUCCUUUGCCGCUCCGUCCAGAACAGAAGCACAUUCAUUCACCUGCAGCUGAGCCUGUGCCUCUUCUUCGCUGACCUCCUCUUCAUAAUUGGAAUAGACAAAACAUAUAACAAGAUCCUGUGCUCUGUCAUAGCUGGAAUGUUGCAGUAUCUCUUCCUGGCUUGCUUUCUGUGGAUGUUCUUGGAAGGUGUGAAUCUCUACCUCAUUGUCAGGAAUCUGAAAGUUGCAAAUUACAGUGGUGCCAGCAAGCGAAUGAAGUUAUCUAUGUACUUUUGUGGCUAUGGGCUCCCUGCCGUAAUAGUAGCCAUUUCUGCAGCAACAGUUCCUGAAGGUUAUGGGACUCAUAAACACUGCUGGCUUCACAUUGAAAAAGGUUUUAUCUGGAGCUUCAUGGGACCUGUUUGUGCCAUAAUUGUAAUCAACUUAGUACUUUUCUGCCUGAUUCUAAUGAAUUUGCAUAAGAAAGUGGCAUCUCUCAAUACAGAGGUAACCACCCUCAGAAAUACCAGGUCUCUGAUACUUAAGGCUGUAGCCCAUGUGUUCAUCCUGGGUGUGACUUGGUGUCUAGGCCUCUUUCAGUAUGGUCCACUGGCUACUGUUAUGGCAUACCUGUUCACCAUCACCAACAGUGUUCAGGGAAUCUUCAUCUUCCUUGUGCACUGCUUGUUCAACAAAAAGGUAAGAGAGACAUACCAACGCUGGAUUUGCUGCAGAAGAGAGAUCAAGCUUCCCAUUUCUGAUGUUACUUGGUCUACUGUUCCUAUUACUGGUCCUAUGAAAAAUGAACAAGGCGCUAGUGCAUCACUACAACAGUCAGUGGAAUGGGGAAAAGAACCUUGAUCCAUGCUGAACCACAGAGAUGAUGAUUUCCAGGCAUUCCCUCUCACUAUGAGCUUUCUCUCUCUUUAACUUAAAAAUAGUGGAGAGUAAAUCUCCUGUAUCACCAGGGUUGGGAAGCAAGUGGCCCUCCAUAUGUGUAUGGAACUUAAAUAACAACUUCCUUUUAAAAGAGGAUGUACACAUGGGCCUAAGCCAAGUUAUGGUGCUUAUGUAUGUGUGUUUAAGAAAAAUCUUAGGAUGGAUGAUGUAUAAAUAAGGACAAAUAAGGAGCUUGGAGGUACCUAUCUCAACUUCAGAAGCCAAUCCCUACAAUCUGAUAAGCAAUUCAGCAACCCAGCCAGUUAAUUGUGGUUUGCCUGGGGCCAACAUGCACUUUGUGAGUCUAUUGGAAGUCAGGCGGGUUACAGACCGCCCAUUUGGGGCGGUCUGGCCCCUCCCCUU
Molecule: messenger RNA, 2694 nt
Organism: Sceloporus undulatus (fence lizard)
Lineage: Eukaryota; Metazoa; Chordata; Lepidosauria; Squamata; Phrynosomatidae
Gene: ADGRE3
Product: adhesion G protein-coupled receptor E3
Exons: 18
Coding region: 7-2253 (748 amino acids)
Biological process (GO): cell surface receptor signaling pathway; adenylate cyclase-activating G protein-coupled receptor signaling pathway
Cellular component (GO): membrane
Molecular function (GO): G protein-coupled receptor activity
Source: RefSeq, a predicted model, not a curated record